Molecule: messenger RNA, 1962 nt
Organism: Oryctolagus cuniculus (rabbit)
Lineage: Eukaryota; Metazoa; Chordata; Mammalia; Lagomorpha; Leporidae
Source: RefSeq, a predicted model, not a curated record
GGUGCCUGAGGCGCGCAGCCCGCGCCCGCCCGCCCGCCCGCCCGCCGGCUGCCUUCCGAGCAGGGCCCACGCCCCCUCUCCCGCCCGGCAAAUGCAGGCCGUCGCCCUCCCGGAGGAGAUCCGUUGGCUCCUGGAAGAUACUGAAGAUUUCCUGGCAGAAGGUUUGCGGAAUGAGAACCUCAGUGCUGUGGCGAGGGACCACAGAGACCAUAUCCUACGGGGCUUCCAGCAAAUCAGAACUAGGUACUACUGGGACUUCCAGCCCCAAGGAGGAGACCUGGCACAGGACAGCUCUGAUGAUAACCAGAGUGGAUCCCGUGGUGCGUCAUUCCCUGCAGACGUGCCCUUUUUGUCAGACUAUCGGGAUGAGGGAGUGGAAGACGUGGUGAGAGGAGCCCAAGAGCUUGAUAACAUCAUCAAGCAAGGGUACUUGGAAAAGAAAAGCAAAGAUCAUAGUUUCUUCGGCUCGGAGUGGCAGAAGCGCUGGUGUGUUGUUAGCAGAGGCCUCUUCUACUACUAUGCUAAUGAGAAAAGCAAACAGCCCAAAGGGACCUUCCUCAUUAAGGGCUACAGUGUGCGGAUGGCCCCCCACCUGCGAAGAGACUCCAAGAAGGAAUCCUGCUUUGAGCUGACCUCCCAGGACAGGCGCAGCUAUGAGUUUACAGCUACCAGUCCAGCCGAGGCCAGAGACUGGGUGGAUCAAAUAAGCUUCUUGCUAAAGGAUCUGAGCUCCUUAACCAUUCCGUGCGAAGAGGAGGAGGAGGAGGAGGAGGUGGAGGAGGAGGAGGAGAAGGGGGAAGAGGAAGAAGAAGCAGAAGAGGAAGAGAUGUAUGAUGACAUUGAUGGUUUUGACUCCCCAAAUCCUGGUCCCCAGUGCAGACCCACUGUCUUGCCGGGGGGCAUGGGGAUCCAUGAACCUGCAGAGGAGAAAGAAGACGACAUUUACGAGGUCUUACCAGAUGAAGAGCAUGGCCCAGAAGAUGACGAGAGUGGCACCUGGCGAAAAGGAGUGGACUAUGCCAGUUAUUACCAAGGCCUAUGGGAUUGCCAUGGUGACCAGCCAGAUGAACUGUCCUUUCAACGAGGUGACCUCAUCCGCAUUUUGAGCAAGAGAUUCGGCGGCUUCUCCAUCCCCACGAAUCUUCUGUAUUUGGGAGGAGUUCCAAACACGAAAAACUUCCGUGGGCCAUUGUGAACCGUGCCUUUUUAAAAAAAAUACAAUAAAAUAAAAUUGGUUUCUAACUGUUCAACAAAGGAGAAAAAUCUGGCAAUGCAAGACCGCAGCCCAUCAGGAUAAUUGCUCAAAGACAGCACCCGGCUAGAAAGAUAAGCGUAAUACUAGCAAUUAAUAUUCAGCAUUUCGCAUUCCAGUCAAGAGGAUGCUUCUCUUUGUGAUGUGGAUCGUGAGCUAAGAGUGUCAGGAGCCAGACUCCAAGCUCCGUCUUCCUCUCUGUGCGGGAGGAUUAAGGAGAAAAAAAAAGCCCCGACGACAAUCCUGCUCCAUCUGUAAAUGAACAAACAUCUUGAUUUUAUAGCUAUUUGCUUUGUAAAACUGAGGAAUGAAACAAAAAUUACUGGAUGCCUAAGUAACACUUUAAUUCUGAAUUCAUUUACGCUGUAGCUGUGGAGUUGUCACAAACCAUAAUGCAGUAUUUAAUUAAAAUAACAGAAGUGCAUCCAGAUAUGUCCUGGGGUAGCUAUCACCGAAUUAUAGUCUAUGGCAUCCGUAUUUUAUUUAUGAAAUGGCAGAUUCUAAGGUGCAACUAGGCUGAUACGAAAGCAUAAACAUUUUAAACCUGCAUUUGUAGAAAGGCUCUGUUUGUUUUUUAUUUUUUUUUUCUGCUGCAUCUUUAAAUUUUUUCUUCCUUCUGUGGUUGGGGAAGGGGGUUCGUGGGGUUGUUUUGCUGUGGAUAAAGAUCUCUCUUUCUGACUCUUGCUUUUCAACUAUUGACCUCCAAAGUC